This is a messenger RNA of Peronospora belbahrii, 1164 nucleotides long. Lineage: Eukaryota; Oomycota; Peronosporomycetes; Peronosporales; Peronosporaceae. The record is from the annotation of a GenBank genome assembly.
AUGCUCUGGUGUUUAAGCUGUUUUAGCCAUCGAAGAGCUCAAGAGAAGACGAAAGUUAUCGAUAAUACAUUGAAUGCUUCAGGUAUUUUUGCUAUUGGGCAACACCAUGACAAAAAGACACCUACAUUCGAGGACACGUACGAGAUUCGGUAUCAAAUUGGACAAGGCAAGACUGGUCAAGUGUUUGUAGCCAAGAAAAAGCGUUCAAUGUAUCACAAUAGUGCUAAAACGUUGGUGGAAAAACAGCAACGUGAGCGUGAAGAGCGGGAGUGUGACGACGAAGUGGCGGUUAAAAUUAUACGGCAGGAAUAUUUAUCCACUCCUAACCGUAUUGAAGCAAUACAGUCGGAAUUAUCCAUCUUGGCACACGUCAAUCAUCCAGGAAUUCUUCGCCUUCGAAACGUGUUUCAGGAUGACAACAAGAUUGCGAUCGUGACGGACAGAGCUACAGGAGGUGAAAUUCUAGACGCUAUAUGCAGACCAGGAGCUCCACGAGUGUGUGAGAGCGACGUGGCUGCGAUAAUUCGUCAGCUACUGAGUGUACUGGCAUAUCUACAUCUGAAUGGGAUCACACAUCGUGACAUCAAAGUUGAAAAUAUUUUGUCCAAGUCGCAGAAAUUGCAGGACGGCGUGCUGCUUAUUGACUUUGGCUUGGCUCACAUGGGUACUAUCGGUGGCCGUGAAAUGUCAGGUAUGAAUGGAACGCCGCACUAUAUGGCACCCGAGAUGUAUCGUAAACACGGCGUUUACGAUUUUGCCAUUGAUCUCUGGUCUCUUGGUGUCGUUACGUACGUUUUGUUAUUUGGGCAAUACCCGUUCGACGCACGUUUUCUCUCACAGAUUGAAGACAAGGUUGUUAAAGGUGAGUUUAAAUAUCCUCCCGAGCUUGAGUCGAAGGUGUCCCAACAAGCAAAGAAGUUUAUCGAGUAUUUACUAGUGCGAAAUCCACACGAGCGCCCACCUGCUGCAAUGGCACUCCAGCACCCGUGGUUACAAGUGGACGCGUCAUCUACUGUCCCCUUCACGGAUGAGCACAUGGCUGCGCUAACAAAGUUCUUGGAGAGCAAGAAAGUGUUUGCAUCACCAGCGUCUAAAGAAUACGUGCCACCUGAGCCUGUUCGAGAGGAGGAAUCAUUAUAUAUGAAGGAUAAAACAAAUCAGUGA